Megalops cyprinoides (Indo-Pacific tarpon) is the source of this 1350-nucleotide messenger RNA. RefSeq lists its product as uncharacterized. Gene Ontology annotation, molecular function: oxidoreductase activity, acting on the CH-OH group of donors, NAD or NADP as acceptor. The transcript is spliced from 6 exons. The record is from RefSeq and is a predicted model, not a curated record. Gene Ontology annotation, cellular component: lipid droplet. The coding region runs from base 250 to 1293 and encodes 347 amino acids. Lineage: Eukaryota; Metazoa; Chordata; Actinopteri; Elopiformes; Megalopidae.
UUUCACAUUGAGGACAGAAGGACAGGGAAAAUCUCGGUGCUGUCUGUGGUCCUUGGCUGGGGGAAAAUAUAAGCAGAUGGGAGGUUGAUGAUAGAAAAGACAGGAAAGACAAUGAAGAAAAUGGUCCUACUUGUAACAUUUAGCUAGUUAGUGAGAUUGAUCAGUUGUCAAACCUGUCAGAGUAAGAAGGAGUAGGGAGGAGUAACAUAAGAAGGAGCAACUUCAGCAGUAAUAAGAAAACCUACCACAAUGCACAAUCAAAUAAUUCAGUGCUUUGAGAGGUUUUUCCUCAAUCUGUGGUUUCUGAAGGAAUUCUUUGAAUUGAUUAUUGGGGCAACCUUCUACUUUUUUGAGGCUUUUGUCCGACUACUGGUCCAGCCACCGAGGAAGGACGUGGAGGGUGAGAUUGCCCUGGUAACGGGAGCUGCACAUGGCAUUGGCAAGAUGAUAGCGCAAGAACUGGGUCGAUUCGGCGCCACCUUGGUCCUCUGGGAUGUCAACUGGGAUGCCCUUGACAAGACAGCCAAGGAACUACGGCGUACUCUGGAUGUGCGGGUUUAUGCCUAUGCCUGUGACUGCAGCAGACGCACAGAGGUGUACAAAGUCGCAGAACUGGUGAAGAGGGAAGUUGGGGAUGUGUCCAUCCUUGUCAAUAAUGCUGGGGUGGUAACUGGAAAGUACGCAUUCACUGAAGCCCCAGACAACCUGGUGGACAGAACAUUGAGGGUCAAUGUUGCUGCUCAUUUCUGGACAUACAAAGCCUUUCUCCCAGCCAUGAUGUCCCGGAACCAUGGCCAUCUCGUGUGUGUGGCCUGUCAUGGAGGUCUCUUUGCUAUGAAUGGUUUAGCAGAUUAUUGUGCAAGCAAGUUUGCAGCUGUUGGAUUUGCUGAAUCAAUUGCCCUGGAGCUUCUUGUUCUUAAGAAGGAGGGUAUAAAAACAACCAUUGUGUGCCCUUACUUAAUUAAUACAACAAUGUUUGGAGGAUGCCAGACAAAGUGGCCUUUGUUUCUGCCAAUCAUGGACCAGAGUGAGGCUGCGAAGAGGAUUGUGGAUGCCAUUCUGAGGGAGAAGAUGUACUUACUAUUGCCCUCCAGUUUGUACUUCCUGAUGGCCUUGAAAAGUUUCAUGCCAGCUAAAUUGGGAAUCAUCUUUGUUAACUUCUUUGGUGGGUUGGAUCUGAUGGACCAUUUCAGAGGAGUCCCUGUGCCUGUCAUCACCUUUAAAAGGCCACAGCGACCGAGGGAGAACAGUGUCAUUGGGGAACCACAAAAUGCACAGAUAGAAUUCAACUAAACACCAAACAGAUGAAUGUCAUUAAAUUCAUUUUAAAUGUUUCAGAACUCAUUCACU